CAGGUGCAAGAGCUUGAGUCGGGGACUGUGAGGGUCUUCAAGGCAUUUCCCUACUAAGCAUCUCUGUUUAAGUCUGUGAUCGUUGGACAGAGCCACUGAAAUAGGCCUCCACCGAAGUGGUCUCAGGGAGGCCGCACGCCUCUUCUUUCGCCCCCCUCGGCGCGUUCCCGGCUCUGGAUCGAGAGCGCGCGCGCAUCCUGGGCUCUCCCCGCCCGCGGCUGAGGGGCGGGGCCGCGGCCAGGCUCCCCAGGCACUGUCGCCUGCAGCCCCCUCCCCUUGCCUUCUAGCUGCUCCCCGCCACUGCUGCUUCGGCCCAGCCCCACCCCAGGCGACCCUGCGUGGAGCGGCUCGUGGCCAGAGGCGUAGGUGCCUGGGGAACCUGGAGAAGGACUCUGGUGAAUCCUACUCGGUGUGCACUCGGAGGACCCUGAAUCAGGAAGCCCUGUUUGGGGGACUGGUCAUUCGGGUCUCCGAGAGGCGAGGGGUAGGGGCAUGGAUGUUGUUCUUGAGCGACAUGGACAAGAGAGAUAGGGUUAAGGCAGGAGCCACCCCGCGGAUGCCAGCUUCACGACCUCCUGGCCCUCUGAGCCCCAGGCCUCCUCCAGGAUCCCCACGACCUCCUCCCCCUGUAACCACCGCUGCCCUUAAAGUGCUGGAAGCAAACGGAGCUAUGGGGAGAAGGCCCCUGGUGGAGCGAGCCGCGGGCGCUGGCAAGGCGGCUCUUCCACAGACCGCUGUUCAAGGGGCACCAGCGCGCAGCACGGGGGCAGGUCCUCGAAGCCCAGCCUCUAGGCCCCCAACUUCUGGGAAAGGAGAGAGGGUCCCUGUGAAGAUCUCUGGCCAGGGUUCUAUUACUAGCCCUGGGCGAGCCAGCGGUGGGAUCACCAGACCAGGCCCUGUUGUCCAGAAGGGACUCCAGCCCCCGGCUAAGGAGCCUGUGGUCAGAGGUAAAGCUACAGAGGCACCCAAAAGGAAUACUCUGAGCUCUGGAACACGAAGAGAUUCCUUAGGGCCCGCGUCAGGAAGCCCCUCUCCUGCCAUCACUCGUCGGUCCAAGGCCCCGGCUACAGAGGUGGGAAUUCCUCGACUAGUUCCCGCAGCCCGGCAGCGUCCCCCGACCACCGAGGCACCCAGGAAACCUGUGAGCAAUACAGCAGAACCCAGUGCCACGGAGCUGAGCCCAGCCUUCAGGAGGCGCUCUGCCGCUGGUGGCAGCCUGCAGAAGCCGGCCUCCCGUUCCCUGAGCUCCAGUGCUACCCCUCAGCUCUCCCCAGCCCGCUCUGGGGUCUCUCCGCGUGUAAUCCCCCGGGCUCCUGUGCACACCUCUCUGCUCAAAUCGAAAGGGCAGCAAGCUCUGCGCCCACCCCAGACCACAGUCCCGAGGAAGGACAGAGCGUCUGCACAGAGCCUGCUUUCUGCUCCAUCUUCAGCCACUCCCGCAGCUCCACCUGCAGCCACCGCAACUCAGGCUUCAGUCACGCCCACCGCUCCACCUGGAGCCGCCACAACACAGGCUUCCUGCGUCCAGGCCCCAGAGGAUCCGUUGGAGACCACGCUCCCUCCCUCUCCACCUGCCACCCCGCCUCUACCUGCUUCACUUCAACUCCAGGCACAGCCCUCCACCCAGGCCACAGCCGAUUCGCAGGCCAUAAACUGCCCGCCAUCACCUCCCCAGCUUUCUCUGCAGAACCUCCCUUCUCCGCCAGCCACGCCCCCUUUGCAAGUUCCGCCCCCAAAUCUGGGUACUGAAGAGGCCUCUGACUCACCCCCACCAAAGGCUGCAAUCUCUCCAUCCCUUUCACCCCUUACACAGAGUAUGCCCUGCAACCAGGUUCCUUCAGCUUCGCUCCCGGAGGAGACUCUCUUGGCCACGCCUUUCUCACCUGCGCCUCUCCCUCUAGCCACGCCUCCACCUCUAGCCACGCCCCCUCCACAAGUCCUUCCUUCUCUGCCAGUUUCUCCGCAGAAUCAGCCUACUCCCCUUGUCGAAGGCUCUCGGUCGACCCUGUCCACUCUAACCACGGCCCCUUCCCCUGCCAACUUUUCUGUCUCUCCGCCCCUCCUCCAGGCCACGCCCUGUAAUCUAACCACGCCCCCUUCGCAAGACACCCUGCUGCUGGCCUUUUCUCCUCCCGUGUCUUCCUCUCCCCCCCUCCUCACCACCUCUGCACGGUCCCCCCUCUCCCGUGGCCACGCCCCCCUGAAGCUCCCACCAUCUCUGAUUCUGCCCGCUUCCCAGGCCUCUUUGUUGACCUCGACACCCUCCCUGCCCUCGUCGCCCCAGCAGGCCACGCCUCCUCCUUUGGCCUCGUCCCCGCUCUCGGCGGCACUCCCUCUGGGCUCGCCCCCUCUGCAGGCCUCGCCUUCUUUCCUGCCUACACCCCCUAUGCAGGCACCCUCUCCCCCUUCGCCUCCUUUGCAGGCGCCUUCUCUGGCUACAUACCCUUUGCCUCUCCCCUCGUCCCCGACCUCACCCCCUCUGCCAGCUCUUCUCUCCCCGCCUGCCUCGCCUCCUCUGGAGGACCCUCUUUCUCCCUCGCCCUCACCUCCGUCUCCAGUGGCAACUCCCCCACCAGAAGCCCCACCUUCGCUGGGCUCGCCCACUCCUCUGACUUCACCCCCUCCGCAGGCGCCCUCUUCUCUGGCUUUGCCCUCUCUGCAGGCUCCCACCUCCCCUCUGGCCGCAGAGGCGCCUCCCCUGCAGGUUCCCCUCUUGGCUUUGCCUCCGCUGCAGACCCCGCCCUCUCCCCUGACCACGCCCCCUCCGCAGGCCUCUCCGGGCCUGACCUCGCCCCUUGUUCAGCCUCCCUCUCCUCCCGCCUCACCCCCGCUGCAAGCCCCUCGUCGACCCCCGACCCCAGGUCCGGAUGUCCCGAUCUCAAGUCCACGGCUGACCCUGUCGCUGGCCCCUGCCCCGCCGCCGCCACCCUCGCGAAGCCCGUCCAGUACACUGAGUGGCCCGGACCUGGCAGGCCACAGCAGCAGCGCCACGAGCACCCCGGAGGAGCUCCGCGGCUACGACAGCGGGCCCGAGGGCUGCGCCACAGUGUCCCCGGCCGCCGACGCGGAGCUAGCGGCCUGCCACCCGGCCUCCUGGAGUCGAGGUCCUGCUCCACCGUUGGCAAUACGAGGCGCUCCAGGAGUUCCCCUGCCGUGGCCUCCCGCAGCCUGCCCCGGCUCCUCUGACGGCCUGUGCACCAUCUACGAAGCUGAAGGACCGGAGUCGGUGGCCCCUACCCCUGGAUCCCUAGAACCGGAACCGGAGCCGGAGCCAGAGCCAAGGCCUGGCUCUGGCGGUGGGAAGACUACUGCUGUGGCGGGUUCAGGAGCAUCCUCGAGAAGCCCAAAGUCGGCUCGCCUGGGUGAGCUGCCGCUAGGGGCGCUGCAGGCGAGCGUCGUGCAGCACCUGCUGAGCCGGACACUGCUGCUAGCUGCAGCCGAGGGUGCAGCUGCAGGCAGCGAAGGUGGUUCAGGAGGCGCAGGGGCUGGCGGUGUCCCGGGGGGAUCCCGGGCUCCGCUCAGCGAUGCCGAAUUGGGCCGCUGGGCCGAAUUGCUGUCUCCCCUGGACGAGUCACGUGCCAGUAUCACUUCAGUCACCAGCUUCUCCCCGGAUGACGUGGCUUCCCCACAGGGCGAUUGGACUGUAGUGGAAGUGGAGACUUUUCACUGAGCCAGACCCCAGCCCUGCUCACCACACACACAUAUAUGGCUUUAGAAUCCACCCCUCUGGUUACACCUCUUUUGUCUUAGUCUCCCACUUCCCCAGACAACUGGAUGGAUUGAUUUUUUUGUUUGUCAUUUACCUGUCUUGUUUACCCUGUCGUUGGGGUCAGGCCAUGUCCCUAUUCUUCCUUGGCUUAAGCUUGGAAUGCACCCACACUUAGGGCUAGGCCUUUCAUUUGAGCUUCUCUUUAACCUAAGUCACUGACUGUCCUUCUCUAAGGAGCCACACCACACCCUAUGUCCAGUCGACGAAGUCUCUCGUAUCAGUAGCCUUGUUUGCAGUAAAACCAGAGAUGCUGGUGCCUGUGAGCCGUGGUGAUAGGAACUGGGAAAGGGCCACACAGUUUGAAGGACCAGGCUACACCAGGCUGCUGGGUAUGCCUAAGUUGGAGUUGUGGCUUAACCGUGUGACACUUUUUACAGUAAGGAGGCUGGUGAGACAGAGCCUACAAUGGCCUUGUGCUCCUCUGGGUCUCACUUGUAAUAAAACCGUUAGGAUCAGGAAGGCCUUAGUGGAUGAGCUGGUGACCUGACGGGGAGCCACCAAAGCUCUUCUUACCCUGGGUACCCCUUGCUACAGUCCCUUUGUCCUGUGUGCACCCCUUCUCUUUCAUGCUUGAGAGUUGGACCUGGAGGAUGAACUCCAGUGGAGAGGAAUGGCGAGUCCUUGACUUCAGUUGAUACCUCCUCCCUCUGCGAUGGGCAGUGUCAAGUUGAAAAUUGUAGAAGUCACCUGAAAAGGCAGGCCUCUUGGCAUGCGUGCUUGGGCUGAGGUGGAAAACAUCUACCCAUUGUGGGUGGCACCACUCCUGGGCUGGGACCCUGGACUGUGUGAGCAGAGAGCUGGGCAGCAGUGUGCAUUCGCUGCUCUUUGUGACUGUAUGGCUUCCAGCUACGGUUGCCUGGACUUCCCCACAGUGACAGACUGUACCCUGAAGUGUGAGCCACAAUAAAUCCUUUCUCCCUUA
Mesocricetus auratus (golden hamster) is the source of this 4691-nucleotide messenger RNA. It is a transcript of the gene Prr36, whose product is annotated as proline rich 36. The record is from RefSeq and is a predicted model, not a curated record. Lineage: Eukaryota; Metazoa; Chordata; Mammalia; Rodentia; Cricetidae.